CGAGUUCUUUGCCACACGGGGAGGAAACCGGGGACGGCAGCGACAGUAGAAGCUGAGGAGGACGGGGUUGGCUGGUAAAAGGAGGAACUCAAGAUGAGGAGUUGUAAUCGUUUAAAGAGUUUUAAAGCAAAUAUCAAUGAAUAAGGAUUGGUUUUACUUGUGUGAAGAAAGCCUGGCCAUGGAUCAGUUUGGAGCGUACUAAAGAUAUAGAAGCGGAGGGCCUGGUCCCUCUCCCCAUUUUCGUGUCCAUUCUGACCUCAGUUGGGCCUGGGCUAUGCUGCAGGGCGGAUCAUCCACCAGAGCUCCAACAUGCCAGCAGCAUCUGGAAAGAGAUUCAAACCCAGCAAGUAUGUCCCAGUAUCAGCUGCUGCGAUCUUCUUAGUAGGAGCCACCACUCUCUUCUUCGCUUUUACGUGCCCAGGGCUCAGCUUCCACGUCUCUCCAGUCAUCCCCAUUUACAAUGCUGUGGUCUUCCUUUUUGUACUGGCAAACUUCAGCAUGGCCACCUUCAUGGAUCCAGGCAUAUUUCCUCGAGCUGAUGAGGAUGAAGAUAAGGAGGAUGACUUCCGAGCUCCACUUUACAAGACAGUGGAGAUAAAGGGAAUCCAGGUGCGCAUGAAAUGGUGUGCAACAUGCCGCUUCUACCGACCUCCACGCUGCUCCCAUUGCAGUGUCUGUGACAACUGUGUUGAGGAGUUUGACCAUCAUUGUCCUUGGGUGAACAACUGCAUUGGACGGCGCAAUUACCGCUAUUUCUUCCUCUUCCUGCUCUCACUUACAGCACAUAUUAUGGGUGUAUUUGGCUUUGGCUUACUGUAUGUUCUGUAUCAAGUGGAAGAGCUCUCUGGGAUCCGCAUGGCUGUCACUAUGGCUGUGAUGUGUGUGGCUGGCUUGUUUUUCAUUCCUGUGGCUGGCCUUACAGGAUUCCAUGUAGUGCUGGUAGCUAGGGGUCGCACUACUAAUGAACAGGUUACUGGCAAAUUCCGGGGUGGAGUAAACCCAUUUACCAAUGGCUGCUGUAAGAAUGUCAGCCGUGUCCUUUGCAGCUCCCCAGCACCCAGAUACCUUGGGCGGCCAAAACCAGAGCAGAGUGUGUUAGUGAGGCCACCGUUCCUGCGGCCAGCAAUAUCAGAUGGGCAGAUUGCUGUAAAGAUCAUGGACAACGGUAUUCAGGCUGAGCUGAAGAGAACAAAGUCCAAAGGAAGCCUUGAAGUGACGGAAAGCCAGUCUGCUGAUGCUGAGCCACCACCCCCACCCAAGCCAGACCUCAGCCGCUACACAGGCCUGAGGACGCAUUUAACCCUGGCCACCAAUGAGGACAGCAGCUUGCUAGGCAAGGACAGCCCUCCAACUCCAACCAUGUACAAGUACCGACCUGGCUAUAGCAGCAGCAGUACUUCAGCUGCAAUGCCUCACUCCACCAGCGCCAAGCUAAGCCGAGGAGACAGCCUGAAGGAGCCAACCUCCAUUGCUGAGAGCAGCCGAAAUCCCAGCUACCGCUCUGAGCCAAGUCUAGAGCCAGAGAGCUUUCGGUCUCCCACCUUUCCCAAGAAUUUCCAUUUUGAUCCUCUAUCCAGUGGCUCCCGCUCCUCCAGCCUCAAGUCUGCCCAAGGCACAGGCUUUGAAUUAGGCCAUCUUCAGUCAAUCCGCUCUGAGGGCACCACGUCCACCUCCUACAAGAGCUUGGUGAACCAGACACGCAAUGGGAGUUUGUCAUAUGACAGCCUUCUCACACCCUCUGAUAGCCCUGACUUUGAGUCAGUGCAGGCAGGCCCGGAGCCAGAAACCCCCAUGGGUUAUACUUCUCCUUUCCUUUCAGCCCGUAUUGCUCAGCAGCGGGAGGCUGAUUUGCACAGUCGUUUCCCAAGCUCUGGCUCACCUAAGCACCAGCCACCUCGUGAUCCUUCACCUGUCCGCUAUGACAAUCUCUCACGCCACAUUGUGGCCUCCAUGCAGGAGAGGGAGAAGCUGCUGCAGCAGUCACCCACACCACCACCUCUGGCCAGGGAGGAGGAUACAGGGUUAGGAGACUCGGGCAUCCAAUCCACACCAGGCUCCAGCAAUGCCCCACGUACCAGCUCCUCCUCGGACGAUUCCAAACGUUCGCCUCUUGGCAAGAAUCCACUCACCCGCCCAGUGCCGCCUCGCUUUGGUAAACCAGAACCAUCACAUGCACUCAGAGUGCGCUCACUGGGCUCACCAGACCAGCCUGCAGCCCCCCACUUGGGCAAAUCUGUGUCUUACAGCAGCCAAAAACAGUCACCCCAUGCCAUCGUCCCAGAGACAGAGGAGGUGGCCUUGCAGCCUUUACUGGCACCAAAAGACGAGGUGCAGAUGAGACCUUCCUACAGCAAGUCCAAUGGACAGCCCAAGAACCUGGGCUCAACUUCGCCCACCCCAGGCCAGCCACCUCUCAGCAGCCCCACUCGCGGAGGAGUCAAGAAGGUCUCUGGAGUGGGUGGGACUACGUAUGAAAUUUCUGUAUGAGGAGGGGAAUCUCUCCACUGUCGUCAUCUCCUUGGGUGAUUCUAAAAUGCAUUGUCCCUGGUGAGCAAGAAAGGGGGACAUGCUCAGCAGACAGUUACCCCAUCACAUGCA
This is a messenger RNA of Euleptes europaea (tarantolino), 2598 nucleotides long. RefSeq names its product zinc finger DHHC-type palmitoyltransferase 5 (gene ZDHHC5). The coding region runs from base 310 to 2487 and encodes 725 amino acids. NCBI's taxonomy places the organism in Eukaryota, Metazoa, Chordata, Lepidosauria, Squamata, Sphaerodactylidae. The transcript has 13 exons. The record is from RefSeq and is a predicted model, not a curated record. Gene Ontology annotation, biological process: protein palmitoylation. Gene Ontology annotation, molecular function: palmitoyltransferase activity.